Messenger RNA from Nicotiana tabacum (common tobacco), 2310 nucleotides. Its product is annotated as vetispiradiene synthase 3-like. The record is from RefSeq and is a predicted model, not a curated record. Lineage: Eukaryota; Viridiplantae; Streptophyta; Magnoliopsida; Solanales; Solanaceae. Gene Ontology annotation, biological process: diterpenoid biosynthetic process. Gene Ontology annotation, molecular function: magnesium ion binding; terpene synthase activity.
AAUUUGAAAUUGAGUUACUACUACACGUAAAACUGGAACAAUAAUACAUAAAAUCUAUGCACAUACCAAAAAAAAAAAAAAAAAAUCCAGUUACCUCACAUGCUACGAAUAUUGACAUUUUAAAAUCCAAAUUCCAACACGCUUUCAAACAACCAAUGGAAAACUGAUGAAGAAGAGAAAAAGGAGAGACGCCAACGAAGGAAAAUAAGAGGGAAGAAGAGUCAAGUGGCUCUGUUUCCACAAGAGACGCCAAUGGAGGAAAAAACGUUCGAUGGCUGCAAUAAUCCUAAAGGAUAGUACUACUACCUUUACUAGAAUUUGAAGUUAAAGAUGGCUGUUUUCAUAGUCAUAUAUAGAGGCUCCUACAUCUCACUAUUAUAAAUACUAAUUUCGACUCUUCCACUUUGCUCUCCAAUACUCUUCCAAGUCACUUUUCUAGCACUAAAUUAAAGGUCCAAUAUAUAAAAGCCCAGCUAAGAUCCUAUACUCUUAGAAAUUAAUGGCCUUAGCUGCAGUCACUAAUACUGUACUGCACUACCCAGAAGAAACACUUCACCCCAUUCCCAAUUUAUCUCCAAGUCUUUGGGGUGAUAGUUUCCCUUCAUUCGCUGUUGACAAUAAGGUUGCAGAAAAGCAUGUUCAAGAGAUGGAAACUAUGAAGGAAAAAACGAGAAGUAUGUUAUUAGCAUGUGGAAAAACAGUAUAUGAGAAAUUGAAUCUAAUAGACAUUAUUGAACGCCUUGGUAUAGCUUAUCAUUUUGAAAAACAAAUAGACAAUAUGUUGUAUCACAUACACAAUGCCGAUCCAGACUUUGAGGGUCAUGAAUACAAUGAUUUGUACAUUUGUGCCCUUCAAUUUCGAAUGCUGAGACAACAUGGUUACAAUAUCUCACCAGGUGUGUUUAGAAAAUUCCAAUAUGGCAAUGGUCAAUUCAAGAGGAGUCUUAGUACCGAUGUUUUGGGCAUGGUGUGCUUAUACGAAGCUUCACAUGUGAGGACUCAUGGUGAAUACAUCUUAGAUGAAGCACUUGCUUUCACUACGACUCACCUUCAGUCUACAGUUCAACAUUUAAAGUCUGCUCUGAAAAAACAAGUUACACAUGCCCUUGAGCAAUCUCUGCAAAAGGGCAUACCAAGAGCCGAGAUACGCUACUAUAUCUCUAACUAUGAUGAGGGUGAAUCGAAAAAUGAUGUGUUACUACGAUUUGCCAAAUUGGAUUUCAAUUUACUUCAAAUGUUAUACAAAAAUGAACUCGGUGAAAUAUCAAGGUGGUGGAAAGACUUGAAUUUUAUGACAACACUUCCCUAUGCUAAAGAUAGAAUAAUGGAGUGUCACUUUUGGACGGUAGGAGUUUACUUUGAACCUCAAUAUUCUCAAGCUCGUAUUAUGCUUGCCAAGACUAUAGCAAUGAUUUCAAUAGUAUAUGACACUUUCAACGCUAGUGACAUCUUGAAAGAACUUGACAUUUACACUGAUGCCAUACAAAGGUGGGACAUUAAUCAAAUUGAUGAGCUCCCAAAUUACAUGAAACUUAGCUAUAAAGCUCUUCUAGAUCUAUAUGAGGAUUAUGAAAAAGAGUUGGCCAAGGAUGGCCGAUCCUCUGUUGUCCAUUAUGCAAAAGAAAGGAUGAAAGAAGUUGUGAGAAGCUAUUAUGUCGAAAAAAUAUGGUUCAUCAAAGGAUAUAUGCCACACGUUUCUCAGUAUCUUAACAAUGCUUUAGCUACUAGCACAUAUUACUUGCUCGCAACAACAUCCUGCUUAGGCAUGAAAUCUGCUAUCGAGGAAGAUUUUGAGUGGUUGUCAAAGAACCCAAAAUUUCUUGAAACAAAUGCUACAUUAUGUCGCGUUGUUGAUGACAUAGCAAGCUACGAGGUUGAGAAGGGUAGAGGCCAAAUUGCAACAAGAAUUGAGUGCUACAUGAGAGAUUAUGGCGUAUUAACAGAAGAGCUAAUGGACAAAUUCCAAGAAAUGAUUGAAAUAGCGUGGAAGGAUGUGAAUAAAGGAAUUCUCAAACCAACUCAUGUCCCUAUGGAGAUUCUUAAUCGCAUUCUCAAUCUUGCUCGUGUUAUAGAUGUUACAUACAAACACAAUCAAAAUGCUAAAAGUUUUUAAACCAAAGACACAAUUGCUCUGCUCGUGGAAUCUAUAGAAAUAUAAACCCUCAACCAUAUGCUGAUCUAGAGAGCUGUUGGCUCCCCAUUGGAAAAAAAAUUUCUACUUAUUAUUAAUUUUGCAUGUAUGUUGUAUAUGUUAUAAAUAGAAUUUUAUUUAUGGUGAAUGUCUAUAUUUAGAGAGAUUUUAGGGUUCAU